Molecule: messenger RNA, 5527 nt
Organism: Acanthopagrus latus (yellowfin seabream)
Lineage: Eukaryota; Metazoa; Chordata; Actinopteri; Spariformes; Sparidae
Gene: pik3cg
Product: phosphatidylinositol-4,5-bisphosphate 3-kinase, catalytic subunit gamma
Exons: 24
Coding region: 235-3606 (1123 amino acids)
Biological process (GO): phosphatidylinositol-mediated signaling; phosphatidylinositol-3-phosphate biosynthetic process; phosphatidylinositol 3-kinase/protein kinase B signal transduction
Cellular component (GO): phosphatidylinositol 3-kinase complex, class IB; phosphatidylinositol 3-kinase complex, class IA; plasma membrane
Molecular function (GO): 1-phosphatidylinositol-4-phosphate 3-kinase activity; 1-phosphatidylinositol-3-kinase activity
Source: RefSeq, a predicted model, not a curated record
UUCUGACUAGAAAAAAAGUCAGCCGGCGAACUUGUCAUUCUUCCCGAGUAGAAGCGCAGCGUUUCCCUUCACGCUGACACAAACUAACUUCAGACGUACUUUCUCUCUCUCUCUCUCUCUCUCUUUUUUUUUUUUUACUGUAGUUUGUGGUCUCUUCAUGUAGCAUAAAUGCCGAAGCUUUCGCCCAGAGCUCCGGGUUUCGUUGCCGUCCCCGUCUGCGUUCAUUGCUAGGCGAUGGACGGGAAGCAGAUCCAGGUGAGCGACGAAGAGCCCAAAGUCGUGCGAGAAGAGACCCGGAGGAGGAGAAGAAAGAAGGCCAUCACGUCGUCCUCUUGCUCCUCCAUGGAUCAGAUCACUGUGGAGUUCAUCCUGCCCACGACGGCGCGGGGCGGAAACAGCCCCGACACCGUGCUGCUGGAGGUGGCUGGAAACUGGACGGUGGAACAGGUGAAAGCUCAGGUGUGGCUAAAGGCGGUGACUUUAAACCUCUGUCACGACUUCUACCAGCGCUUUUCUCCCGACCACUGCAUCCUGCUCUACCAGAAGAAAGGCAACGUGUGUGAGAUUUAUGACAAGCACCAGGUCUUCCAGACGCUGGACUGCAUCCGUUACUGGAGAGCCCUGAAGAAAGACGUGGGUCGGAUCCAGCUGGUUCCCCGCCCUCAGCCCUCAGACGAGUCCCUGCAGUACCAGCGCUACCUCAACUACCUGAUUGGUUACGACGUGACUGAUGUCAGCAACGUGCACGACGACGAGCUGGAGUUCACGCGCAGGAAGCUGCUGACGCCGCGGCGCAUCGAGCUGUCAGACCGCGACCCGAAGCUCUACUCCAUGGACCCCUGGGUGACCCGCAAGCUGCUGCCUGAACACCUGCUCAGCAAGGUCAGUAACAAUCACAUCCUGGUGGUGAUCCACAUCGGCACGGUCAGCCAGACCAUCAAGGUCUCCAUCGAUGACCCGCCAGCUCAGGUGCUGGCGAGCUUUUUUGCCAAGACAGCAAACAAGAGAGUUUUGCUGGGCAUUCCUGACAACAUGUGUGAGGAGGACUUUGUUCUUCGAGUGUGUGGAAGGGAGGAGUACCUGUACGGGGAAAAACCACUGCAGAACUUCAACUGGAUCCGUCAGUGUCUGAAGAACGGGGAGGAAAUCCACCUGGUUCUGGAGUCGCCACCUGAUCCCGAGCUGGAUCAGGUCCAGAAGGAGGACUGGGCACAAGUGGACGACUGCACCGGAGUCGCAGGUACCCACGAGCAGUUGACCAUCGACGAGAAGGACCACGAACGAGUGUUCACCAUCUCCAUGUGGGACUGUAACAGGAAGUUCAGAGUGAAGGUGCUGGGGAUUGACAUCCCAUCCCUCCCCAAAAUCCCAGAGUUCAUUGUCUUCAUAGAGGCCAGCAUCUUCCACGGCCAGCAGCUUUUAGCGCAGGAGAGGACGUCCUCUAAAACCUUCAAUGAAGAAGUGUUGUGGAACAGCUGGCUGGAGUUUAACAUUAAGAUCAAGGACCUGCCGAAAGGGGCGCGCCUCAACCUCCAGGUGGUUUGUGGGAAGCAGCCCCAGACACCAAACUCCAAGACAGGGUCGGCCUACCAGGAUAAUACAGCAGGAACAGGCAGCCAUGAUGGAAAGACCAAGAGUCGUCUUCUGUACUACGUCAACCUGCUGCUGAUCGACCACCGCUCUCUGCUCCGCCAGGGCGAGUUCAUCCUCCACAUGUGGAAAAUGCCCGAGAAGAGCGAGGAGAGCAGCAGCAGCAUCAACGCGGACAAGCUCACCUCUGCCACCAACCCAGACAAGGCCUCAGCGAUGGCCAUCGCCAUUUUACUGGAUAAGUACUGCUACCCUGUAGUGCUGCCCAAGAGUCGGGAUGUGGGUCGAGACGUCAUGGCUGGGGGGGAGGAGGCGGAGGUUGGGGAGCGAGGUCAGAGAGAGAUGCCGAACCACCUGAAGAAACAGUUUGCGGCCAUCGUGGCUACCGACCCCCUGCACCCGCUCAGUCCUGAGGACAAAGAGCUGCUGUGGCACUUCAGGCAUGAGUGUAUGCGCGACCCCAGAGCCUACCCGAAGCUUCUGGGUUCAGUCCGCUGGGGGAAACAGGAGGACGUUUUGGCAACACACCGUCUGUUAGAGCGCAGCAGUGCGUGGGACAGCAGUGGUCUGGACGUGGGUCUGGCCAUGCAGCUGCUGGACUGUCAUUACUCAGACGCUCAGGUUCGCUCGAUGGCUGUCAGGAAACUGGAGACUCUGGAAGAUGACGAUGUGCUCAGAUACCUGCUGCAGCUUGUGCAGGCGGUGAAGUUUGAGCCUUACCAUGACAGCGCCCUGGUCAGGUUCCUGCUGAAGAGAGCUCUGAGGAGUAAGCGCAUCGGUCAUUUCCUGUUCUGGUUCCUGCGCAGUGAGAUCGCCCAGUCCAUGCACUACCAGCAGAGGUACGCUGUCCUGCUGGAGGCCUACCUGAGAGGCUGUGGUGAGGACAUGCUGCAGGACUUCAGGAAGCAGGUGGAGAUGACUGAGGCUCUGCAGAAAGUCACCCGAGAGGUCAAGGCCAUGUCCGCUGACAAGUACGACAUUACGGCUCAAGUGGUGUUUCAGUUGCGUCAGAAGCUGGAGAAUCUGCAGUCGUCUGGUCUGCCGGAGAGCUUCAGAGUCCCUUAUGAUCCUGGGCUCAGAGCCGGAGCCCUGCUGAUCGAGCAGUGCAAAGUGAUGGCAUCCAAGAAGAAGCCUCUGUGGCUGCAGUUCAAACGGGCCGACCCCACCACUCUGUCCAAAGACCCCAUCGGCAUCAUCUUCAAAGACGGCGACGACCUCAGACAGGACAUGCUCAUCCUGCAGAUUCUGCUGAUCAUGGAGUCGAUCUGGGAGACGGAAUCACUGGAUCUCUGUCUGCUACCGUACGGCUGCAUCUCCACUGGGAACAGAAUAGGUAUGAUUGAGAUAGUGAAGGACGCCACCACCAUCGCUAACAUCCAGCAGAGCGUCGUUGGAAGCACCGGAGCUUUUAAAGAUGAAAUCCUUUAUCAGUGGCUCCGGGACAAGUGUGUCAGCGAGGACAAGUUUCAGCAGGCGGUGGAGAAGUUCCUGUACUCCUGUGGAGGCUACUGUGUGGCCACCUACGUCCUGGGUAUUGGGGAUCGCCACAAUGACAACAUCAUGAUCACAGAAUCUGGGAACCUCUUCCACAUCGAUUUCGGCCACAUCCUGGGGAAUUAUAAGAGCUUCAUGGGAAUCAGUAAGGAGUGGGUUCCCUUCGUGCUCACGCCGGACUUCCUGUAUGUCAUGGGAACAUCGGGGAAGAAAAGUAGCCCCCACUUCCAGAAGUUCCAGGAUGUGUGUGUGAAGGCUUACCUCGCCCUACGGCACCACACCAACCUGCUCAUCAUCCUCUUCUCCAUGAUGCUGAUGACCGGCAUGCCUCAGCUGACGAGCAAGGAGGAUAUCGAGUACAUCCGCGAGGCGCUGACCGUCGGCCGCAGCGAGGACGAGGCACAGCGCCACCUACUGGACCAGAUAGAGAUCUGCAGGGAGAAAGGAUGGAUGGUUCAGAUCAACUGGUUUGUUCACCUGGUGCUGGGGAUCAAGCAGGGUGUGGAGAAACGGUCCACUUAGGAAAGAUUAAGAUUUUUUUUCUCAGCUUUUAUGUAAAUACAGCCUUGCGCGAGCGUUCCAGCCGAUGAAAAGUCUGAAAAGCUAACAUUAUUAUUAUUAUUAUUAUUAUUAUUAGUGUUAUUUUCAAAUCUGAGUUUACUGUCAAACUCCUUUAGACCAUGUGUCAUCUCAAAUAUCAAGAAUAACAAGAGCAGAAUGACUGACGUAUGGGACGUCACUGAGUGUAAAUCUUGUGAACCAUCAGUAUCAAUCAUCUCAACUAUGGGAAAAGACUGGAGCUGGACAAGCGAAACUACACAGGGUCGGCAAGAGCGACUGAAAAAGAGAAGAUGUGUUAGUGAGUAAAAGCCACGAGGAGAUUAACCUGAGAUACUGCAUGUACGCAGAGUUGGCACAAAGAUGUGUAGGUGCUAAUUCAAAUAGAGUUGAUGCUGUUCCAUUCAGACCAAGUCAAACAUCCAUGCUUAAGUCAAAAUAGUUUUUUUUCCAUUUUGCACUAUGACAAUCAUAAGUCUUUGCUCAAACUCUAAUUUCCUCAUCCAUUUAACUAUCUUUCCACCUAAGCAGUUAAUAGAAGAUUUUCUGUUAAAUAAGAAACCAAGAGUAAGGAAACGGAUCUCCGCAUCCUCGGUUUUCUUUUUCUUUUUUUUUUUAACAACGCUAACUACUUCCUGUUUCUGUUUGUAUUCAUUUCCUGCUGAGGAAAUCCUCGUCUCUCACACUUCCUUCACAUUGUUUUAAAACAUUUGAAAAGAUGGUACACGUCACACUGGUUAUUGAAUUCUCACUGAAGUAGUGCUGCACUGUCCCUCUGCUCCAAGAGGAGCCAUUAGACUGAAGAUUAAAGGGUAGCUCCACCAGUUUUACACAUUGAAGUGUGUUUACAGAUCUUGGGGAGAACUACUGUUACCAUUUAAAUGGCCAGUCUGCGACAUAGUUGGCAAAAAUAUUUAAUAUUUCAGAACAUUUACUGAUUAUUAUGAGAUGAAUUACUGAAUUAGUUGGACUGAAAAUACUUUUAUAUUAAAGCAAUGUUCGAAUUGAGAUUUUUAUUAUUUAUAUGAGCUACAACCAUUUUAUUUGCACUGAUUGUUGAGGAGUAACCUUGGUGCUCAUGAAACUUAAAUUCCAAAAAAUGUUUUGCAAGUUAAAUUUAAUGAUGCUAAUUUAUGACCACAUGCACGCCGGAGGCCUUGCAAGGCUACGGUGGCCUGAAGGUGACAUUAUGCACAUGCUGGUCAGUGCUGUAGUCACCUCUUUCUAGGAUGGUAGAACAUUUAGCCGAUUUUUUUUUUGUGUGUGACUUUUGCUGCCUCGUGAUUUGGAAUAUUUCGAUUACACCAUCAGGACAGUGAGAAGUAAAGUCAUUCUUUACACUUUAAGUGGAUUUUAAAUAUGCUGUGUGAUCAUUUUAUGUCUUAAACUGUGUUUUUAUGUUUCAUCCUGUUUUCAAACAAGCACUCGAAGCACUCGAGCUACCUUUGUCUGAAGGCAACCAGCUGGCUCUCAGGUGUUUGUUGAGAUGAAUCCUGAUGAAUGUUUGCGACUGAAGCAAGUUAGCAGGCAAGAUGAAACCAGAGAAACAACCCUGAAUGAAAUUCUGGCGUUGAUCAUCACAGAUUGUAGAUUUUGGUUACGUUUCAUUUUUUGAGGCACUUUCCACUUGGAGUUGAAAAGCGACCAAAGAAUCAGUCGUUGGAAAGUCAGUGGUCUACUUUUUUUUAAAAAACAUUUUAUUUUUAUUUUUAAAAGUGGUGUGAAGAUCCAAACCUUCCGUUUUUACUGCCAUGACGUUUCAUAACGAAGCCUUUUGUGACUGUACGUGCUUUCAAUCAUUGAAUCUGAAAAUGAAAAAACUGUAACAUGUCAGCUUUUCUUUAUAAUGAUAUCAAAAAAAUUAAAGUUAUGUUCUAUAUGUGUA